AUGUUUCUUAAAAGUCUCAACUAUGCUCCUCUGCUCCUGUUCCUCCUAGCUCGUAGCAUCGCAACUGAAACAAAGGAAUACUCCCUUGAAGCCUUAUGUGGAACGCACACGGACCUGCGAGUAGCAAAUGUCACAAGCUUCACACUCCGAGCUGGCAAGGAGACCUCGCCGACUUGCCACGGAACACUGAACGUGCGAUGGGAAACGCAACAAGCUUUCUGGGUUACCGUGACGGUUCGCCGGUUUUCUUUCACAAGGAGUUCAGCCAGCGUAAGAGAUGGAGCUUGCAACACCCCGCAACCCAUCAAGCUUGUCUCGUAUGAUGGCAUCCGAUCGAUUUCGGGACCGACAGAGUUCAGCAUGCGCUUUUUCAGCUCUGUUCAACUGCAAUACUCUCGACGAAUUCCGUUCGAAAACUCUGAACUUGAUAUGACGAUUACGGUGGAGCCGUUCGAAAUCGAAGAGAAGGUCGAGUGGUUCAACCGGCACAAUUACCAUAAUGUUUCCUUGGAGGAUUUCUGCGGACAAAACCUAUCCGAGAACGUCAGCGAUGGGGCCGUGCGCUGGGGACUGAACGUCAUCCCGCCGCCCUGGAAAACAGACCCAGACUCGAAAUGCUUGACCGCGCUCAAUUUCCACGCGGGCAAUUCCCCGGACCCGUAUUUUGUUUCCGUGGGCGUACACGACAGCGAUUUGGGAUCGGAAGCCGACGGCUCUCGGAGGCAAUGUUUGUCCCGACAUCCGCUGUCGAUUCGAGGGCUUAAUUGGAUACAUACAGUCACGCCGGGAUGCUCGGUGCUGACGCUUAUGCGUCACAGCGGAAUCACUCGAGUGGUUUACGAUCGCAAGGAGCCGUACAAAGAAACCAUGUAUUUAAAUAUGACUCUUCGCUUGAAUGAGGGGGAUUAUUUUGUCACCGACAAAGAAUACGAUGAAGAGCCCCCCGCGAGAGAAUGAGCGAUACCGAACGUCGAGGAGUCUCUUGCCGGAGUGAUCCCCUCCCGAGUCGCGGGAAUACUUUUCGCGACCGACAAGCUACAGCGGGUGACUUGAGCGCAGGAAACCAUGCGAUUGACUCGAUAGUGAUCGAUGAC
Molecule: messenger RNA, 1094 nt
Organism: Galendromus occidentalis (western predatory mite)
Lineage: Eukaryota; Metazoa; Arthropoda; Arachnida; Mesostigmata; Phytoseiidae
Exons: 7
Coding region: 1-957 (318 amino acids)
Source: RefSeq, a predicted model, not a curated record